Messenger RNA from Miscanthus lutarioriparius, 291 nucleotides. Lineage: Eukaryota; Viridiplantae; Streptophyta; Magnoliopsida; Poales; Poaceae. The record is from the annotation of a GenBank genome assembly.
AUGUUUGGCGGCGUCCAUGACGCGCCAGACCGCGAGAAGAACCCCGACGCCAUCGACCUCGCGCGGUUCGCCGUCACCGAACACAACAGCAAGACGAACGCGGCGCUGGAGUUCGUGAGCCUCGUGAAGGUGAGGAUGCAGCUGGUGACCGGAACCAUGAACUACUUGACCAUCGAGGCGAGGAAGGUCGACGGCGGCGCCAACAAGCUGUAUGAGGCGAAGGUGUGGCUUAGGCCAUGGCAGAAGUUUAAGGGGCUUCAGGCAUUCGAGCCGGUCGCGAAUGCUGACUGA